Physcomitrium patens is the source of this 1508-nucleotide messenger RNA. RefSeq names its product putative enoyl-CoA hydratase 1, peroxisomal. Gene Ontology annotation, cellular component: peroxisome. The record is from RefSeq and is a predicted model, not a curated record. Lineage: Eukaryota; Viridiplantae; Streptophyta; Bryopsida; Funariales; Funariaceae.
GGAUUGUCGUUGCCAUCUUUGAGGUCAUGCUUACUUUGAGCCUCGUCGUUAGACCUUCCAGGUGGUAGGAUUAAAAUGCGGGUGGUGUGGAACAUUCAGAUGACGUUGACGGUCAUUUCCAAUUGUCUUUUUAGUAUCGAACCUAGCUUCAACUUUCCUUCAAUUGGCGCAAUCGUUCUUUUGUUUUCAUGUUUAUUUUAGAGGUUGUAGAAGGCUUGCUUUGAGUUUUUCUGCUAACGCUGUUUAAAAGAAAACUGUUCGACCUGGGAGGGUCCUCGCCACACCACGGCAUCAAUCAAUCAACAUUGGUACAUGCAGUUUGAGAUUCUCUUUGAUGUACUAUUAGGAGCUCCAUCGGCAUUUGUAGGUGUGGAAAAUUCACUAAAUUUAAUUCGAAUAGCUUAAGGACAGCAGUGGCUAUCAACCAUGGAAGCCGAGAAUAAACCAGUCCUAGUGGACAAAACCACCAAUGGCAUUGCUAUUAUCACUCUCAACAGGCCGCAUGCACUCAACGCCCUCACGCCUGAUAUGCUUGUAAAGCUGGCAUUCACUUUCACUCGAUUGGAUGAAGACCCAACUGUCAAAGUGAUCAUUCUCACAGGCGCUGGGAGAGCUUUCUCUGCUGGAGUGGAUUUAACAGCAGCUUCAGAUGUUUUCAAGGGUGAUUUCGAGAUCGAGGCCACCGACACUUUGGUUCAAAUGCAAAAGUGUCGGAAGCCCAUAAUUGGUGCCAUAAACGGCUACUGCAUUACAGCUGGCUUCGAAAUUGCGCUUGCAUGUGAUGUUUUGGUUGCCAGUACUGCUACAAAAUUCAUCGACACUCAUGCCAAAUUUGGAAUAUUUCCAUCAUGGGGGUUGUCACAGAGAUUGCAACGCACAGUAGGUCCCUACCGAGCACGGGAAGUUUCGUUAACGGCCACGCCUGUAGAAGCACACACAGCGGAGAGAUGGGGACUAGUGAACCGUGUGGUUGCUCCCUCGGAGCUCAUGCGGACAGCGAUAACUAUUGCAGAAGCCAUUCUCAAGAACAAUGAAGGCCUUGUGGUGAAAUAUAAGACCGUCAUCAAUGACGGCUUCAAACUUCCUCUUGGAGAAGCACUGAAGCUCGAGCAGAAACGGGGACAUGAGUACUAUGCCAACAUGAAGCCGGAGGACUUUGCUGCAAUGCAGGAAUUCAUUGCAGGACGAUCUUCAAAUCAAUCGACGCCGAAAUCCAAGCUCUAGUAGAUCUGGAGUAGACGCUUGCAAAAAGUGAACAUUGUCAAAGUCAGAGGUGAUACGUAAGUCAUGAAUAGAAGGCCUCAACAAAACUGUAGAUAUAUGCUUCAACUCAAGCGGCUGUGAAAUAGAUCACCAAGUUUCUGGUUAUGCACACAUAGAGAGCUUACUGUCAAACUGAAAUUCUGCUUCCAUGUGAGAAACUGAGAGGUGGUUGUUUGGAUAAUGGUUGACAUCAUCAGAUGAUGUUGAGAAGGAAAAUCCUGCUACCAAGCACUGGGUUUUUAUUA